AUUGUCAUCAACAUCAUUGAGGUUAAGUUUGAUUGUUUGAAUUUGUUUGUUUGGUUUAGAUUUGUUAUUGCUGCUCGUUGCAUUAAAUCAUGGCAGUACCGGCGGAAGAAGGUGAUGUUGUUAUACCAGAUGCUGUGAUGAGUUCAUUGAGCACAGCAUGUAAAUAUUGCAGCGAGCUGGAAAACAAACAGGAUCGACCUAGUCUUGUGUGCGGGAAUUGUUUUUCCUACGUUCAUAUUAACUGCCUUCGGAGAGCUAGUACCCCGGGCGAUUUUGCUUGCGAUGUUUUCUUCGACUUCGUUUGCGAAGACUGCUCUCCAACCAACAAAGAGAUCUUCAAAAGGAACAGAUUUCCCUGGGUUAGCGUGAUAUAUUUGACCCUCCACCACUUGAACAUCCAGUCGUACGGCAUCAGCAACCAUGGCUACUUCCACUACAAGACCCAUAUCUGCUCCUUCAUUGAUCGGUACUGGCAGGCACUAUUUGGAUCGCAAAUCAAACAGAAAAAGAACUGGGUGGGCACCAUAGCAGGAGUGUUGUCAGUAUACAACAAGCUAUUCUUCAAGUCUGGUUCAGCUGUACUCGGCGAGACUGGCUGGUGGAAGCUUCUGCACAAUUUCUCACCUGCUGUGGCUAGUCAAAUCGUACAAGAAGUUGCAAAGGACAGACCCAAAGUUCGACCACGCAAUCAGGUGUCCAUAGAUAGAAAUCUCUUCUUAGCCAAAGUCACUGAAAUGGGAUAUAAAGACUUGAUCAAUGAUGAAAACAGUGUCUGUAUGCCACUGCACCCAGAACCUGUACCAUGCAAGAAGAGAAGGGUUGACUCGGAUGAACUGAGCGGAGUCUCUAGCACUUCAUUCUAUGACCAGCAAGAUUCAGAUGGCAGGAAUGAAUUGGCAGACGAAUGUGUAUUCGAUGACCAGAUGAACCUAUUGACUCAUAAAGAUCCUUAUUCCGACUUGGAAUUCCAAGGGUUCGAAUUUGCACCUUCAAACCGAUUAGUACCAGUACAGAGCGACACUUCAAGCAUCCAUUCGUUCCAACCAUCAAUGAUGUACGACUCAGACUCCCACUCGCGCAGUGGUUCCGAACUAGAGACCAAGAAGACCUUCGAAAGACCCAAAAAGCCGGUCACAGACGAAAUGCCUAUCAGAAGGGAGUCCCUAUUCUCCACUGAGCUCAAUUCUGUAGAUAAUCCUUGGGAAGACCCACUCCCCAAGUCAGAACCUGAUCUAGUUGAAAUGACGCAGUAUGAGGAAAUACAGCUUCUGAAGAAGGUGGAGAAUUUGAUCCUCAGGGUCAAGGAUCCGAAUAAGAAGGGGUAUCUGUGUAGACUCAAAGCUAAAUUAGCACUGAGGCGCUUGAAGAGACAUAAACAUUUGCCCGUCUUUGAUUUGGAUAAAGAAGUCAAAAUACUUGGUGGUUACAUGAGCGAAGACCCGAGGACCGUGAUCAAUUCAGAAAGAGUACUUGAUCGAUUCCAGAGAUCGUAUCUGAUGGAUAAUCUUAGUGGAACAAUAGCCAGUCCAAACUACGGAACUUUGCUUCUGUCAAACAUUGAGCCGACGCCAUACCGGUCUUUAUACUCCGGAGCCACGCUGAAGCCCUAUAUACGGCGGGAUGGCGACUCCGCCCCAACGUGGUUGAAACUUACUGACGAACUUCUUAGGAGAACUAAUAAACACAUAAAGGACUACGAGCCUCCUCCACGUGCCACCAUAGACUACUCUUACGUGAGACCACAGCAUAUCGCCGCCAUCAACAAUCUUUGCGCACAGUUCUUCUGGCCGGGUAUUGAUUUAACGGAAGCGCUCCAGUAUCCAGAAUUUAGUUGUGUCGUUACAUACAAGCGGCUGGUGAUUGGCUGCGCAUUCCUUGUGCCUGACGUCAACCACAACGAGGCCUACAUCUCCUUCAUACUCACGCGUCCCGAGUGGAGGAACGCCAAGAUAGCCACCUUCAUGUUGUAUCACUUACUACAGACUUGUACAGGCAAAGACGUCACACUGCAUGUAUCACCCACCAAUCCUGCCAUAUUUCUAUAUCAGAAGUUUGGUUUCAAAGUGGAAGAGCUCAUACAAGACUUUUACGAAAAGUACUACGACAUAGAUUACAAAGGCUGCCGGCACGCGUUAUUCUUACGACUUACUAGAUAAAUAAACACUUGACUUAAAAGUUAUAUUUGUUUCAUUUACAAAAAAAAUUACACGAAGUACAAACAUUAGCAAUAUAAAUAUAAUUUACAAACAUGACAUUUGACGCUAAUUUGACAG
Molecule: messenger RNA, 2273 nt
Organism: Spodoptera exigua (beet armyworm)
Lineage: Eukaryota; Metazoa; Arthropoda; Insecta; Lepidoptera; Noctuidae
Source: the annotation of a GenBank genome assembly